UGGGAAUUAUAUAUUCCAGCAUGCUGUUGUGGUUGUAUCUUUACCCAUGUAUUCAUGCAGGUAUCUUUGGAUUUAAUUUUCCAUUACUUGUUUUAUGGUUGAAUACUGAUUAGAAAAGAAUAUAGAAACUUCUAUUUAAUACUGUCAUUGGAACUCCAAAAGGUUCCCUCCCAAUCAUCAUUUUUCCUUCCUGAUAACUCUUUCAUCAUCUCUAACAGCCUCCUUUAAACUGCAAAGCUGGCGAGCACAAUGGGAAAAAAACAAAACAAGAAGAAAGUGGAGGCGGUCUUAGAAGAAGAAGAGGAGGAAUACGUGGUGGAGAAAGUUCUUGACAGGCGGGUAGUGAAAGGCAAAGUGGAGUACUUGCUGAAGUGGAAAGGCUUUUCAGAUGAAGAUAAUACAUGGGAGCCAGAGGAGAAUCUCGAUUGCCCUGACCUAAUUGCGGAGUUCCUGCAAUCCCAGAAAACAGCACAUGAAAGUGACAAGUCGGAGGGAAGCAAGCGCAAGGCUGACUCCGACUCUGAGGAUAGGGGGGAAGAAAGUAGACCAAAGAAAAAAAGAGAAGAGGCUGAAAAGCCUCGAGGGUUUGCAAGAGGGUUUGAGCCAGAACGGAUUAUUGGUGCCACAGAUUCCAGCGGGGAGCUCAUGUUCCUAAUGAAAUGGAAAAACUCAGAUGAAGCUGAUCUGGUUCCUGCCAAGGAAGCUAACAUCAAGUGUCCACAGGUGGUCAUCUCAUUUUAUGAGGAAAGACUCACAUGGCACUCUUAUCCCUCGGAGGAUGAUGAUAAGAAGGAUGAAAAGAAUUAAGUGGCUUGCCCUUCUGUCCUCAUCCCUCCUUUGGCUGACUUUUGUAUUAAAAAAACAGACUAUGGGUUUGAAUAUGAGGGAGAAGUGAAGAGACACUUGGCUGAGGAGGAUGCCCUCUGUAGAAAUAGGACAAGAUCUCUGCUUGGGUGUGCAUGUGCAUAUUCAUCUGUCACCUUGAUUGGAGGAAUGAA
Pseudonaja textilis is the source of this 998-nucleotide messenger RNA. NCBI's taxonomy places the organism in Eukaryota, Metazoa, Chordata, Lepidosauria, Squamata, Elapidae. The record is from RefSeq and is a predicted model, not a curated record.